Dendronephthya gigantea is the source of this 1180-nucleotide messenger RNA. Its product is annotated as testican-3-like. Gene Ontology annotation, biological process: establishment of protein localization to extracellular region. The transcript is spliced from 7 exons. Gene Ontology annotation, molecular function: calcium ion binding. The record is from RefSeq and is a predicted model, not a curated record. Bases 127 to 882 code for a protein of 251 amino acids. NCBI's taxonomy places the organism in Eukaryota, Metazoa, Cnidaria, Anthozoa, Malacalcyonacea, Nephtheidae.
UUAAAUCUCAGAUUCCGCAAGACACAAGCAGUUGAACACAAAACAAUUGUUUGCCUCACUUUGUGUCUUUCAACUCAUCCUUCAUUUGCGUCGACACAUUACCAGAAUACUAGCACUCUAAACACGAUGCGAUAUUCAUCUGCUUUGCUCGUAGUCUUUGUUGUGUUGUUCACCUAUGUCUGUGCCCAAGAAGAGACUGCUUCAGAAAAAAAGAGUAAAUAUGCAUACCUGAGGAAGUGGGUGCAAAAUGCAAUGCUUAAUGGCAUGAAUGCACGAAGCAGACAAUCAUGGAAAAACAGAAAGGGCUGUUACAAAGAUGACGAGAAAAUGCUGCCACAGCGACUAUUAGAUUGGUUUCAUAUCUUGAAGUCAGAAGAGUUAAAGAAAACUGGCAAGCAUGAUAAUUCGGAAUUCCAAACUUCUGGUUGUAAUUCUAUAGCACUUCCAUGGUUCUUUAGUCAACUUGAUACUAACAAAGAUUCAUUUUUGGACAAAGAUGAACGUGCUGAACUGGAGAACAAUCCUGAUGAACAUUGCAUGCGAAAGUUCUUUAUCAAUUGUGACUUAAAUAACGAUAAGAAAUUGAGUCUGAAUGAACUAUGCACCUGCUUCAUGCAUGUUGAACCUCCCUGCAAGCAGGCCAAGAAAGAAUAUCUUGAGCAGGAACCUAUGCUUGGUAGAUAUGAACCAGAUUGCGACGAAGAUGGAUAUUACAAACCACGCCAAUGUCAUGAGAACUAUUGCUGGUGUGUUGAUCGUUAUAACGAAGUUAUCGAAGGAACAAAGAAGGAAUCACGGCUGGUCAAUUGCCUGGACAACACGGACCCGAAUCAAAUUAUUUUCGCAGGUGAUGACGAGGCUGCUCAACUGGGAAACAUUUAAUAAUUGAACCGCACUACAGUGGACAUUUUUCUAUUUCAAUAUUGUAAUAAUUUUAUACUAGACCAGCGUAAAUUUCAUGAUAGGAUUUAAAUCUGAAAUGAUCGAAAUCAGGGAGUAGUAUAAAAGCAUGAUGGCAUUACUGACGUCUUAGUAGAUUAUAAACGAUGGUAACGUUGGUUUUUACUAUACUUUAACUUUAUAGUAAUUAUGAUUUGUGUAGUUUUACACUCCACGCGAGUUAUUAAAAUAUAUAUAGCAAUAAAAUAUCACGAUUAAUUGUAUAACCUAUGAACUCAUU